Messenger RNA from Diversispora eburnea, 2523 nucleotides. NCBI's taxonomy places the organism in Eukaryota, Fungi, Glomeromycota, Glomeromycetes, Diversisporales, Diversisporaceae. The record is from the annotation of a GenBank genome assembly.
AUGUCGAUUACGGCAUUUCCGAUUAAUGUUCGAAGAAAUAGUCGGUGGGUAUCCAUUAACUCUGAUGAACUUUUACCAGGUGAUUUGGUAUCUAUAGUUCGGAGCAAAGAAGAUUGUAGUGUACCUUGUGAUAUGGUACUUGUACAAGGUGCUUGUAUAGUAAAUGAGGCUAUGUUAUCUGGAGAAUCGACACCAUUGUUAAAGGAUUCAGUUGCUCUUCGUGAUGGUAAUGAUUCUAUUGACAUUAACGAUCUUGAUAAAAAUAGCAUCUUAUUCGGCGCUUAUUCGGCCCCAGACAAUGGUUGUAUUGCAUAUGUCAUACGUACCGGUUUUGGAACUGCUCAAGGAAAACUUGUUCGUACAAUGGUUUACAGCACUGAGCGCGUUUCAGCAAAUAAUUUUGAAUCUUUCCUAUUCAUUUUAUUCUUAUUAAUAUUCGCCAUUUCCGCUUCGGCUUAUGUUUGGAUUAAAGAAUUACCAAUGGAACUUUCAUUGGCAGUUACCACUUCAUUAAUUGCAUUAUCAAAAUUAGGUAAGAUUGAUGUAUGCGCAUUCGAUAAAACUGGUACCCUUACCGGAGAAAAUCUCGUAGUUGAAGGUAUUGCUGGUAUUCAUCCUGAUAGUUCCAAGAACUUAGUAAGUCCACCAGAUGCUCUUCGGGAUACAAUUCAAACCCUUGCCGCAGCGCAUGCUUUAGUACAAUUGGAUGAUGAUACUGUUGGUGACCCUAUGGAAAAAGCUACAUUAGAAGCAUUAGAUUGGAAAUUAGGCAAAGGUGAUACUGUUAUACCAGUAAAUAAACAAUCUAACCGUUUUCAACAAAGAUCUCAACUUUCAAUUCGUCGACGUUUUCAAUUUUCGUCCGCGCUUAAACGUAUGUCAAGUGUUUCCACAGUUCAUACACCACGAUCCCGAAAAACAUUUGUGGCGGUGAAGGGUGCACCUGAGACCUUACGUAAUAUGUACUCUUAUGUACCUGAUGAUUAUGAAGAAACUUUUAAAUUUUUCACGCGUAGAGGAAGUCGAGUUUUGGCUUUGGGAUAUAAAUAUUUAAAAGAUAAUAUGAAUAUUGAAGAGAUUAAUGAUUUAUCUCGAGAAUUCGUCGAAAGUGAACUAAAUUUUGCAGGAUUUCUCAUAUUCACAUGCCCACUUAAAGAAGAUGCUGCUUCAACUAUUCGAAUGUUAAAUGAAUCAUCUCAUAGGUCUGUAAUGAUUACUGGUGAUAAUCCAUUGACAGCUUGCCAUGUCGCACGUGAAGUUGAAAUUAUUGAUCGUGACGUAUUAAUUAUGGACGUUAAAGAAGAUUCCCAGAAUAGUGAUGUUGAUGAAGAAAUUAUUAUACCAGUUAACCCUGCCGAAAAAUUAGAUUCAAGUAUAUAUCGUGAUUAUGACUUAUGUAUAACUGGUGCAGCGUUAUCACGAUUAGAAAAUAAUCCAUCGAUAAAAGAAUUAUUUACGUACACUUGGGUUUAUGCUCGAGUGUCUCCGGGGCAAAAGGAAUUUAUAUUAACAAGCCUUAAGCAAUCCGGUUAUACUACAUUAAUGUGUGGUGAUGGUACAAAUGAUGUCGGAGCUCUUAAACAAGCUCAUAUUGGAGUUGCUCUUCUUAAUGGAAAACCUGAAGAUUUAAAAAGAAUUGUUGAACAUCAACGUAUACAGAGAAUUAAAGAUAGAAGACCACCGCCACAGAUGGGUCAAUUAGCUGAACAAUUACUUCAAGAUUUUGAUGCGGAUGAACCUCCUACAAUAAAAUUAGGAGAUGCUUCAGUAGCAGCACCUUUUACAUCUAAACUUUCUAAUGUUGUAGCAAUUGCAAAUAUUGUGCGACAAGGUCGUUGCACUUUGGUUGCUACUAUUCAGAUGUAUAAGAUUUUAGCUCUUAACUGUUUAAUUUCAGCUUAUAGUUUGAGCGUUUUGUAUUUAGAAGGGAUUAAAUUUGGUGAUAUACAAUAUACAAUUUCUGGGAUAUUAUUGGCUGUUUGUUUCCUUUGCAUAUCAAAGGCAAAACCUUUAGAAAAACUUUCGGAUAAACGACCGCAAACCAAUAUAUUCAACUUUUAUAUUAUUCUUUCUAUUCUUGGACAAUUUGCCAUUCACAUCUUUUCGUUAAUAUACAUUGUAGAUAAUGUGUUUCGGUAUGAAGAGAAAGCAAGCGUAGAUUUGGAACGUGAAUUUGAACCUAGCUUAUUAAAUACUUCGGUAUAUUUAAUAUCAUUAUCUAUGCAAGUUUCUACAUUUGUUAUUAAUUAUCAGGGACAUCCUUUCAGAGAAAGUUUAAGGGAGAACUUACCACUUUUUUGGAGUUUAUUUUCGGUUGGUACAGUCGCAUUCGCUUGUGCUAGUGAAAUUGUUUUACCUUUAAAUGACUUUUUGAAAUUGGUUCCUCUUAAGAAUGAGUUUAAAAUUCAAUUAAUUGGUAUUAUGCUUUUCGAUUUUUGUGGAGCGUGGUUAUUAGAAUUAAUAUUUAAAUUUUUAUUUUCCAAUAAUAAACCUAAAGCAAUUGCUAAGCGGGAAUCUAAGUAA